Messenger RNA from Aspergillus alliaceus, 3274 nucleotides. RefSeq names its product PDPK1 family serine/threonine-protein kinase. The record is from RefSeq and is a predicted model, not a curated record. Gene Ontology annotation, biological process: intracellular signal transduction; peptidyl-serine phosphorylation. The transcript is spliced from 3 exons. Lineage: Eukaryota; Fungi; Ascomycota; Eurotiomycetes; Eurotiales; Aspergillaceae. Gene Ontology annotation, molecular function: ATP binding; protein serine/threonine kinase activity. Bases 671 to 3226 code for a protein of 851 amino acids.
UUUUAAUUCCUCCCACUGCUAGUAUACUAAAGUAAUUACUUUAGUAGUACUUGGGAUAGCGGUAACACGAUGGAUGCUAAUAAUAAACUGAUUUCCUAAAGAGGGAUACAUCCCCAGAACCUCAGGCUGCCAACCUUUCAGCCUCUUUCUUGAUUUCUCCUCUUUCUUUCUUUCUUUCUUUUUCUUUUUCUUUUCUUUCUUUUUUUUCUUUUCCCCCUUCUGGUCUCUCUCACCCCUCGUUCACCUCCAUCGUUUUUUUUUAUAAUUUAUUUCAUUAUUUUUUUUCUCCCCCUCUCUUCUGAGUGUUUAGUACGAAGUACUUAGUACUUGCUCUCGUUUUACCUGGGUUGUAUCAUGCAUCAUCCGCAGCUCCUCCGACCGCCGCCAUAGCCCGUCGGCCACCCCUCUAUAUUCGCAGGAGGCCUACCCUAUUAUUAUCUCUCCUACACUCCCUUUCUUGACCACCGUUUCCUCCCCUCCUCUUCCUCCUCCUCCUCCUUUUCAUCCUCUCUCUUUUAUUUCCCUCAUCCUCCCGGGUAUCACGGUGCGCUGGAUUUUCUGGUGAUAACCCGCGCCAACAAAAUCCCAUCCGCCCCCCCCGGUAUCUCUUUUUCCGCCCCCCCCCUUUCGACCUCCCACCGUGAUUUCUCCAUAACCACCCGUGCCCAUCAUGGAUGGGGAUCUCAGCCUUUCCCAGUCAUUGGGAGGCCUACGGAUUGCGAACCCAGAUGAUUCGUCGUUGCAUUCGUCCGAGGAUACGGCAACGCCCGCUGCGACUGUGGCCUCUGAAGCACUAGCAGACUCCGAUCCUACGCGCCAAUGGACUCGGUCCGAACAGCUAGACGAUACGCUGUCGACAACGCCACCCCAACCAUCAAUAUCGUCCUCAGAGGAACCACUUCACGACCCCCCAGCCAUGAUCGAGCCGCUCGUCAAACCAGGCGGGAAUCGAAGUUCAACCUACCUACCUCAGACCGAUCAAGCGCAGCAACCUACUCAACAAUCUCCUGCCUAUAUAUCUCAACAACCGUACCCCCAACCACAAUCACAACAAAAUCGCUCUUUAGGGUCUUCUCGCCCUUUAUCAGGCCUCUACGCUUAUGCGAAUGGGUCCUCAUCCACACUGGCAGCCCGGGAGGGCUCCUAUCGGAUUCGUACCGAUUCCGCUGCAUCGUCCGCUUCCGAAAGUCAGGCACGGGCAGAAUCCCGUGGCGGCUCCGCGGCGUACCAGGCAGGGGUCCCGGUACGCGAUAAUAGCCAUAGUGAUCGGUCAUAUAGAACGGCGCAGCUGCCGGUGGGCAAUGGACCCAUGGUGAUGCGCCAGCCGUCCCGUGCUCGCGCGCGCCCGGCAGGUGCUCCACAACUCGCGGGUCCCCCUUAUGGGAUGGAGAAUGGCCAAACCUCAAACAGUGAAGACUGGCAUGAGCGAGGUGCAGCCGUUGCAGUGAGGCAGGAGAUAGAUGCCAACGGGAAGCCCGUCGCCCGAUAUAUCAAGAAGGGUGUCCGUGAUUUUUCCUUUGGAAGCACACUCGGAGAAGGCUCAUACAGUACUGUUGUACUUGGAACUGACCGUCAAACGCUCAAGGAGUAUGCCAUAAAGAUCUUGGACAAACGGCACAUAAUCAAGGAGAAAAAGGUGAAGUACGUGAACAUCGAGAAGGAUACCCUCAAUCGGCUUACCGAGCAUCCCGGAAUCGUUCGACUGUAUUAUACCUUCCAGGAUGAGCGCUCAUUGUAUUUUGUGCUGGACCUUUGCAAAGGUGGUGAACUGCUGGGAGUAUUGAAACGUAUGACCAGCUUCGACGAAGAGUGCACGAGGUUCUAUGGAGCUCAGAUACUAGACACUAUAGACUACAUGCAUAAGCGUGGCGUUAUACAUCGCGACCUGAAACCGGAAAAUGUUCUUCUUGACAACCAGAUGCAUAUCAAAAUCACUGAUUUCGGUACGGCAAAGAUUCUCAAGGCUCCGCGCAAACCAGAUCCGAGCACAAGUGGGAUGCUGGCAUUGGACUCGCCAGAAAUUCCCGAAGAAGAGCGGGCAAGCUCCUUCGUCGGUACGGCCGAGUACGUCAGCCCCGAGCUAUUGACCGACAAGAAUGCGUGCAAGGCAAGUGACCUGUGGGCAUUUGGUUGCAUCGUCUAUCAGCUCUUGGCUGGUCGCCCUCCAUUCAAAGCGGCGAACGAGUACCUGACGUUCCAAAAAAUCGUUGCACUUGAGUAUGAGUUUCCCAUCGGUUUUCCCGCUGUUGCCCGCGACCUUGUUGAGCGUCUUCUUGUGUUGGACCCGACCCGUCGGCUUCCAAUCGAACACAUUAAGAACCACGAGUUCUUCCGGGGGACGACAUGGGGCCCGGAUUUGUGGAAACAAAAAGCGCCCCGUCUCAAAGCCUAUGUUCCUCCCGCCCGCGAACCGAUCAAACUGAACGGAGCCGGUGAGGGUGACAGCUUCUCUGCAGGCGUUGCGGCAGGCCCAUCAACCACCAACAAUACCAGUUCCAGGGUUGUCCCCAGACUGGUCACGGAAUUGCCACCUCCGAGCCAGCUUGAUAUUGAGUGGUCGCCGGUGCUUACCAAAACCAACGAAAGGAUAUUAAAGCUGGGAAAUCUAAUGGUACUGUCUUCGCCGGCUGCACAUAGCCCUUCUACUAAGAGUGGGAACGGUGAGAGCGAAGCACCGAAAAAGUUCUCCCGCUUCUUUGGAGGAAGCACAACGAAGAAGCGGCAGCGGCUGGUCAUGGUCACUUCCUCUGCGCGUAUUAUCAUGGCCGCGGCAGGUGGGGACGAGAAAAAGGCAAAGUUAGACAUCUCUCUGCUAUCCCCAGGAACGCACUGGCGCUCCUCCACGGAUUCGAAAGGACUCUCUUGCUGGGUCGUUGACACGCGUGACAAACAUUAUGUUUUCGAAGACCCCAAACCAUCCUCUAGCAAUGCUAGCACGGCCACUCUGAACGCGCAGGAAUGGGUGGAUUCCCUGGAUCGUGCUCGAGAGAUGGCUUUAACCCAGCAAGCGAACGGGUCUUAUUCGGCCGACGAGGCUUUCCGUGACAUAUCGUCCGAGUUGUCGAGCCAUGCUAACACACUGGACCGUACCUCCGAGGUUGUUCACGAAAAUCCACCUGGACGAGCCACUCUAGUUAAACAUCAGCCCACUGAUUCGGACUCGGUCAAAGGAAAGAAGCGGUUUAGUAGGCGUCAUUCGAAGAAUGGACUGGCAGCCGUCUUCUAGACUAUACAGCUGGCUUUUUUUUUUUGUUUUACAACACAAGGUUCUGGC